Messenger RNA from Colletotrichum karsti, 1023 nucleotides. RefSeq names its product cellulase. The record is from RefSeq and is a predicted model, not a curated record. The coding region runs from base 1 to 1023 and encodes 340 amino acids. Lineage: Eukaryota; Fungi; Ascomycota; Sordariomycetes; Glomerellales; Glomerellaceae. Gene Ontology annotation, molecular function: hydrolase activity, hydrolyzing O-glycosyl compounds. The transcript is spliced from 7 exons. Gene Ontology annotation, biological process: glucan catabolic process.
AUGAAGUUUACCAACUUGGCUCUGGGAGCCGCGUCCGUCGCAUCGGUCCUGGCGGCCCCUGUCGACAGCGCCUCCAAGGAGAAGCGCGCCGGCAGGUUCACCUUCACCGGUGUCAACGAGUCCGGUGGCGAGUUUGGCCAGAACACUCUGCCUGGACAGCUCGGCAAGGAGUACACAUGGCCCAACAAGACGGCCAUUGACACCCUGAGAUCAGCCGGCUUGAACACUUUCCGCAUUGGAACCAUGAUGGAGCGCAUUAUCCCCGACAAGCUGACUGGUACCAUCAAUGAGACCUACUUCUCGGGUCUCGAGGACCUCGUCAAGGACGUCACCUCAAAGGGCUCCUACGCCGUCAUCGACCCUCACAACUACGGCCGAUACUACGGCAACAUCAUCACCAGCUCCGCCGACUUUGGUGCGUGGUGGAAGACUGUCGCGGCCCGCUUCAAGGACAACGACAAAGUGAUUUUCGACACAAACAACGAAUAUCAUGACAUGGACAACACGCUUGUCAAGGACCUCAACCAGGCGGCCAUUGACAACAUUCGCGCUGCCGGUGCUACGAAGCAGUUCAUCUGGAUCGAGGGCAACUCUUACUCGGGUGCCUGGCACUGGAUCGAGAGCGGCUCCGGUGACGCAUUGAAGGACCUCAAGGACCCCGCCGACUCGACCGGCAAGCUUCUCUUCUACGAGAUGCACCAGUACCUUGACACCGACGGCUCAGGCACUAACGAGGCGUGCGUCAGCAGCACCAUCGGAGCUGAGCGUCUUGCCGUGGCGACCAAGUGGCUCAAGGACAACAAGAAGCAAGGUGUUCUCGGCGAGAUCGGUGCCGGUUCCAACGAGCAGUGCCAGACCGCCGUCAAGGGCGCUCUCCAACACCUCUCGGACAACUCGGAUGUCUGGAAGGGCACACUCUGGUGGGCUGCCGGGCCUUGGUGGGCCGACUACAUGUAUUCCAUGGAGCCUACGACGGGCAAGGCGUACGCCACAUAUCUCCCGAUUCUCAAGAGCUUCGCUUAG